Molecule: messenger RNA, 1356 nt
Organism: Olea europaea var. sylvestris
Lineage: Eukaryota; Viridiplantae; Streptophyta; Magnoliopsida; Lamiales; Oleaceae
Product: nuclear transcription factor Y subunit B-10-like
Exons: 7
Coding region: 153-698 (181 amino acids)
Biological process (GO): regulation of transcription by RNA polymerase II
Cellular component (GO): nucleus; CCAAT-binding factor complex
Molecular function (GO): protein heterodimerization activity; RNA polymerase II cis-regulatory region sequence-specific DNA binding; DNA-binding transcription activator activity, RNA polymerase II-specific
Source: RefSeq, a predicted model, not a curated record
ACGGUGUAGAUGGACCAAAUCCCAUUCCAGUUUCUCAUCUCAAUCGUCUCCUCUCUCCCCAUUUCUCCACCCUUCGAUCUCCCAAUUCACUCUCCUUCUCUCCCUCCCAAAUACAAAUACUCCCUCUUCUCCCUAUCCCGGGUUUUGGAGGUAUGGCGGAUGCUGGCAUGCAGGGAGUGCUACCGGGGAGCCCUGACGGCGGCAGCCAUGAAAGUGGUGGGGACCUCAGCCCUAGAUCGAAUGUUAGGGAGCAGGAUAGAUUCCUGCCGAUCGCGAAUAUCAGUCGGAUCAUGAAGAAGGCGCUACCAGCUAAUGGAAAGAUCGCUAAGGAAGCUAAAGAGACCGUUCAGGAAUGCGUCUCUGAGUUUAUUAGCUUCAUCACCAGCGAGGCAAGUGACAAAUGCAAGAGAGAGAAAAGAAAGACAAUUAAUGGGGAUGACUUAUUAUGGGCUAUGGUGAUUUUGGGGUUUGAAGAUUACAUUGAUCCACUUAAGGUGUACCUAGCUAGGUACCGAGAGAUGGAGGGUGACACCAAGGCAUCAGCGAAGGGUGCAGAUGGAUCUUCUAGAAAUGAGUCAGUACAACCUAGUACUAGUUCACAGCUUGCUCAUCAGGGUUCAUUUUCACAAGCCAUUAAUUAUGGAAACUCUCAGUCACAACCUCAGCAUAUGAUGGUCCCAAUGAGAGGCACGGACUAGACUUCGCUCAUCUCUGAAUCAAUAUUGUUAUUUUCGUCCUGCUUGAGGAGAUCAUCACAGUUUCAUAAUGCAUUUUAUAUUAUUAAUUAUUAUUAUGCUUUAAGUGUGUUAUUUUUGUGCAAUUGUCAGAACUAUAUUUUAGUGAAGUUUGUACAUUUGGGUGUGAGUUAAUUUAUUAAAUGAUCACUAAAUUUUGUUAUAAGUUAUUAUUUGCUCACCGAAAUUUAAAAUAUAACUCUUUACUCAUUGAAUUUUACUAUAAGUUACUACUUGCUUGCUGAAAUUUAAAAAGUUAUUUAUUGCUUAUCUAAAUUUAAAUGAGGUUACCCAUUAAUCAUUCAUAUUAUUUUCAUGAGUGUUACUUAUUGCAAAGUUUAAUGAGCAAAGAGUAAUUUUAUUUAAAUCUAGGUGAGCAAUGAGUAGCUUUGUGAAAUACGAUGAGUAAAUAGUAACCUAUAGCAAAGUUUAGUGAGUAACGAGUAACUUUUUAAAGAUUGUUGAGUAGGUAGUAAUCUAUAAUGAAGUUUGGUGAUCAUUCAUUAAAUUAACUCUCUGGAUGUCUUUCUGUAACAUGAAAUGAUUAUAAGAUUUGGGGGCAGACUUUAUUCAUUGGGAAACCCUAUUUUCUGUUGAAUUGAAUUGAAGCCAGCUUAAAAUA